Messenger RNA from Vicia faba (fava bean), 366 nucleotides. The record is from the annotation of a GenBank genome assembly. NCBI's taxonomy places the organism in Eukaryota, Viridiplantae, Streptophyta, Magnoliopsida, Fabales, Fabaceae.
AUGCAGCUUCAGGAGGUGCCGACUAAAUUCAGGGCACCGCAAAGCGUUAACCAUCUCCAGUCCUCUCCAGCGAUCUUCGGCGCUUCUACCACUGACUUCUCCUUUACUCAUGUCGCGCCUGCCUUCAUCUCAAUUCGAUUUGUGAUUCGAACUCAGAGGACUGUUGCAAGUUGCUGUGAAAACGAUGAUGUAUUUCAGAGCUUCUACAAAAUUAUUGUUACGGAGGAUCGAAGAUUGAAGGGAGUAUGUUGUGGAUUGGAGACUGAUGAAUUUCAAACAUUGGAGGUGAAGAAUGAUUCUGAAGGAGCAAGAGAAUCCGCCAUGACAAGUUUGAUGUCAAGGUUUGGGAGGCAUAAUGUUUGGUGA